AGAAAUGGUGUUUUCCAGCGGAGAUGGCCUGAACAGCUUUGCCCAGCUGUUCUCAUCACUCCUCUGAUAAAACGUGCUAAUGGGAGCCAGCAUACUCCACUACAGCACAAAUGAAAUUGCAAGGGCAGAUGGGGAGCCUUCAGCUCUCAGUAUUCUUUAUCAUGUGAAGUCUGAGAUCCUCAGGCAAACACGGCGAGAGCCAGCAAAUCUCUCAGAGGGCUAAAAUCCCAGCUGAGUCUCAAAUUCUCUGCGCAGGAGAGAAAUGGCUGUAAUCUGCUAAUGAAAGCAGAUGUACGGGGGCCAUUCUGGCAGCUACAUCUGCCGUGCUUCCACCACCCCGCCCCUCCUUGUUAGACCGACUCGUUCCAUUCCUCACGAGCAAAAACAGGCACGCACAAACACCAGUCACGUUAAAUUUUCUUUAGGAUAGUUGUUUUCUCCUUGACCCGUGCUGAACCCUGCUGCAGCCUCGCUGUCUGAGGGAAGGCGUCUAUCCUUGUGGCUGUGCUUGCUUAGGAAUGGUGCUGGGAACGAAGGCAAUCCUGGCUCUACACCACCUCAGCCCACUGCCGAUGUCUGGGAAAGGAUCAGACCUGCGGGGCAGAUUUCUACCCGUGGGUACUCUUAUUAAACUCCUAACCCAGGGAAGGGCACCGAAGUGCAGCAGCUCUUCCCAUAAGCGUCCUUUCCAGAGCUGUUUGAUGCCUUUCAGAAGCAGACACGUUCUCCAGAGCGUCUUUAGGGCAGGCAGCUGCAGCACUGCCCGCCCGUCCGCCCCCCUCAGAGCCGGCCCGAAGGCGCCCCACAAGAUGGCGCCGCACCCCCUUCGGGCGCGCCCGGAGUAAAGAUGGCGGCGGCUCCUUCUUCCGCUUCCGCGGUGCCGGCGGCUGUCCCGCCCUCAGUAACGAUGGCGGCUUCCUGCGCGGUGUGGCUGGAGGAUCAGGUGGAGCGGGUGCCCUGCCCCUACGACGCCCAUCACCGUGUGCCGCGGGCGUCGUUGGAGAGGCAUGCGGCGUCCUGCCGCCUCCGCAAGAUGGGCUACUCCGCCGAGGAGCAGGCCGAGAUGUAUGACUCCUGCUUCUUCUAUGAGAACCUGAAGGUGCCCACCGUUGCAAUGGAUAAAGCUCUACAGUUUCACAUAGUUCAGCAAGCUAGAGCUCAGAGUGCCAAAGAAGGCAUAGGCUACACUGAAGGAUCUUAUUCAUCACUGCCUGUAGAAGUUCCUCAAAAUCACAAACGUUUCAUCUGUGACCUGACUCAAGCUGACCGUCUUGCUCUUUAUGACUAUGUUGUUGAGGAAACAAAGAAACAGAGAUCUAGGUCACAAAUCACAGAAAAUGACAGUGACCUCUUUGUAGACUUAGCAGCCAAGAUUACUCAAGAUGACAGUCAGAAGGGUCCAAAGUCCCAUCUUGAAAUUCUGGCUGAAAUGCGAGACUACAAAAGGCGACGGCAGUCCUACAGGGCUAAGAACGUUCAUAUAACAAAGAAGUCUUACACUGAGGUGAUUCGGGAUGUGAUUGGUGUACAUAUGGAGGAACUCAGCAACCACUGGCAGGAAGAGAAUAGGUUGGAUAAUGCAGAGAUGUGUGAAGGGGGAAAGUCAAAAUCUUCAGGAAGAAAGGAAGACAGGCGGUCAGCUUCGGUGGACUCAAGGCAGUCUGGAGGAAGCUCAAAGGACACUGAACGCACCAGACAUAGGCGAGAGGGCAGCAGGAGUCCAAGUAAAAGAAAAAGGAGUCGUGACAGAGGGAAGGACAGAGAUUCUCGGAGGAAAAGAGAAAGGGAAGAAGACAAGUAUCACAGCCAUAAAAGAAGAAAGUAGAAACAAGAACAUAAUGAGUUUCUGUUCAAAGAAUUACUUGCACAGGAUGUAUUGUUACUGCUGUUACGCCAGAAACUGUAAUGCUGUGAACAUAAUGCUGGUGUUGCCUCACAGCUGUGUUCAGAGAGAAAAUCAGAUAAUGUUCAGGGGAUGGCAGGAUGGAAGCAGUAUACGUCAUAAAAUGUACAAAUGUAUAAGACUAAUGUAUCUAUUAAUAAAUUAUAGUGAUUUCUUAGCCCUUUGAGUUUAAUUUAACAAAGGCUAAUGGAAUCUGAGAGAGGCUGUGCUAAUUUACUGUCCCAGCCCACAGAUAGUAUCUAAAGGUGAACGUGGUUAAGCCCUGGAGCAGCAGGAUCAAUUACAAAUGGAAAGGGAUGAAGGGAGCUCCGGUAGCUCCCCUUCUCUCUACCACCUGACACUGUCACCUCUGAGAACAGCGUUCCAAAAAGACAGCACUUACUGUCACAUUAUGGCAUGCAUGGAAGAUGACAGGGCAGAUUUCAGAGUUCUCCAGAAGGCUGCUACCUUCAUCUGCAGCUUUCAGUAAAUGAAAAAGUGGUAAAAGGAUGGUAACAGGCAUGUUGCUGUUCCCAAGCUUGUGCUCAAGGAAAUUUAGGAUCAAUGUCAAGCUGGCGACAGUGGUGACAGGCAUCUCUAAGACCUCUACUAAGGUAGAGAUGUCCCUCCUAGCUCCCCCCUACUUUCUAUAAUUUUAUUGACCGGCAUUUUCAAACAUGAGGUUGAUAGAUCUUGGUAUUUAUGCAAAGAAACUAGUAAGUUUCCAUCCUGUAUACUAACAUGAAAGUAUUAAUGACAAAAGUUAUAAAAACACUAAGACUUCAACCGUCCAGGUACAGCUUAAGUGGAAUUCUCCUUUAUACCCUUAACUGCUGUGGGAUUAUACCAAUUUCUAGUUUUGUUAAUUUCUUACACAAUCUACUACAGUCAGCUUGUUCCUUCUAUGAAAAAAGCCAACAGCAACAUCUUACAGAUUAACUUUUUCUACCCUUCCUUAUUUUCAAUCAAGUUGCCAGCAGAGGACACCCCUUAGCACUGGCAUUUUGGCCUCCUCAAUGGCUGUGUGGGGUGAUAUCCUCUGCACAGUGCCUGUGGGCUGCAGGCAGGAAGGAGACUGAUCUUUAUUAAUUAAGAGUCCAUCUAGAAAUGAGAAAAAUAUUUAAAUUCUGAAGACAGUUGGAGGAAAAAAAGGCUCCAGGGAGACCU
Phasianus colchicus (ring-necked pheasant) is the source of this 3049-nucleotide messenger RNA. It is a transcript of the gene SNRNP48, whose product is annotated as small nuclear ribonucleoprotein U11/U12 subunit 48. The record is from RefSeq and is a predicted model, not a curated record. Lineage: Eukaryota; Metazoa; Chordata; Aves; Galliformes; Phasianidae. Gene Ontology annotation, cellular component: nucleoplasm; U12-type spliceosomal complex; cytosol.